GCACCUUUUAGGGGACAUACCGAGCGAGAAUGGUCACGUACGCACGUCUUUGGACAAGCAGCCUCGGGCCAUUUUCUUUGACUUAUUUCUUAUAUGAGCUUGAUAAUAUAUCAUAGACAUUGAUACCAUAGACGUAGACUUUCUGCUACUCUUCUCUUCUUUCACUUCGUCUUUAGUCAUUUCUUCACCACCAAGAACCAUCAGCCAUCAGCAAUCAUGCCUUUUGCGACAGAACUCACCAAGCGACUCGGCAUUAGAGUGCCCGUCGUCCAAGGCGGUAUGAUGCACGUAGGCACCGCCGACCUCGCCUCAGCCGUCUCCAAUGCCGGCGGCUUGGGCAUCAUCACUGCCCUCAUCUUCCCCACGCCCGAAGACCUGCGCAAGGAGAUCCAACGCUGCCGUACCCUCACCAAGAACCCCUUCGGUGUCAAUAUCACCCUUCUUCCCGCCAUGGUGCCCCCGAACUACGCCGCCUACGCUCAGGCUAUCAUCGACGAGGGAAUCAAGGUCGUCGAGACGGCAGGAAACUCUCCCGGGCCUGUUAUUUCGCAGUUGAAGAAGGCCGGCAUCAUUGUUCUUCACAAGUGCACCACGAUUCGCCAUGCCCAGAGCGCCGUUAAGCUUGGCGUCGAUUUCCUCAGUAUCGACGGUUUUGAGUGCGGUGGACACGUUGGCGAGAGCGACAUUACAAACUUUAUCCUGCUCAGCAAGGCCCGCCAAACUCUCGGUGUUCCCUUCAUCGCCAGCGGUGGCUUCGCUGAUGGUUACGGACUCGCAGCCGCGCUAUGCCUCGGCGCUUCUGGAGUCAACAUGGGAACGCGAUUCAUGUGCACGGUCGAAGCUCCAGUGCACCAGAAGGUCAAGGAGGAGAUUGUGCGCGCGGACGAGACCGACACGACACUUCUCAUGCGCAGAUGGAGAAACACUACCCGACUCUUCAAGAACAAGGUUGCCCUGGAGGCUCUCGAGGUCGAGAAGAAGAGUGAGAAGGGCGAGUUUGCCGAGAUCGCGCCGUUUGUGAGCGGUAAGCGAGGAAAGGAGGUCUUUGUGAACGGCGAUACUGAAUACGGCGUUUGGACAACUGGCCAGGUUAUCGGCUUGAUUCAUGAUAUUCCUACAUGCGAUGCCCUUGUUCACAGAAUUGAGAAGGAGGCGGAGACAGCGUUGAAAGAGAGACUUGCGCUUCUGAUGCCUGAGUCAAAGUUAUAGAGCUAGAGGAUACUAGACUUGCGAGAUUUUGUUUAGAACUUGUAUAAAGAUAUGCUGUUUAUGUUUAUUGAAGAAAGAAUUGCAAGCGAUUUUAAAAACCGUGCCCUGUCUAUGAAUGAGUAUGCUCUGUCUAAUUCUAUACACCCAUGUCUUCGAAAUCCUAUGGUCUAUGAAACGCAUAGUCCAAACGGUGUCUCUUUUCCUCAUCUGAUAAUUCUAUUCGUUUUCGAGGUCGAGGCUGCUGAACGACGAGCUCUGGAACACCGCGAUUAUCGAGGGACCAUUCCUUCGUCUGGGUGAGGCUCACGCCCGUCUCAAUCAGCGAGAUUUUGCCCCCGGGUCUUCCCAUGCUCCAAUCUGUUGGAGUAGUUCGUUGGCUAUGGUUAUGCACCGUGUCCUCUGUGAGAUGGAGAUUCAUCUCGAGAAUGGCACCGCGAACGCCACAGUAUAUGGUAUCUGAAAGAUCGGACGACUUGGCCAGACAAUAGAUCCUGUCAUAUGUGGAACUGCCAAUAUGAAUGGUAGCGUCGGGACGCCAGUAGUUUCGUCUUGAAGCUCCAUGCCAGUAACACAACACCCCGUUUUGAGAAUCGCAUUUCUGCGGUUGAUGCUCUGGCGCCCAUCCUUGCUUCAUAAUGUGAUCAUCCUUCUGGCUGGGAAAGGGCCAUUGUGGCGAGCAUGGAAGAGCAGUUGUGUGAUGAUAUGGCUUUGGGUACCUGAAGUCAAAUAGACGGACAUCCGGUGCUGUGUUACUGCCGGAUACGAAACGCUCUGUACCAUACACAAGGAGAGAACUACCUGCUUGGUAGGGUUGAAAGCGAUCACGGUAUACUGCGUCUUGUGGUGAGGGUGUUCGGAUAUCUAGAAGUCUGAAUAAGGGGUUAACAGCCGACAAUAGGUCUGAUGAGAUAAACUUGCCUAUAUGUGCCAUCGUCCCAUGCACUCAAAAGGAGAUCUUCACUUCCCCCUCUAACAGGCUCGAUUGCUCGAACUGUGGUCUUCUCACUGACUCCCCCACUUACCAACCUCGAAGCAUCGUCUACGUACAUAGAGUUACUAUGAGCGUUGAAGAAUUGUAAGCCGGCCGGUGUGAGCUGCCCCCAACGUAGAGGAUUUCGAGUUCCGCCUAGAGCGCAAGCCAUGAUAUCUUUGCUCAUGAACUUGGUGCUGCGCAGGAGUGACGCUUCAUCUGCGGGACUGGCUUUGGAGAAUUCAUGGUAAUCCAAAGGGCUCAGUACUUGGUCAUCUGACACACUGAGAUUGUACAGAGUCAGAACCGAGCCUUUCCCGCUUGCCAGGAGAUUCGUCUCGGGAUGCCACUGUAGAGAUGAGACUGCCACUUGACCUGGGGAUUUCCUCAUAGGAUCGGAAGCGUGGUUUAGAAGUGCCUCGCCCGCUGGGCUCAAGUGUCUUGCGACUGUUGCAAACUCGUCCUUGCCACAGUGUAUGCUGAUGUCUCCAUUGGCCCUCCCGACAAUAACAUUGGGUAUACCGUCAUUCUCUGUGACAGACGUUGCUGUGACAUCUCCAGUCCCAGCCCGAUAUCCAUGAUCAUGGCCCCCGAUCUGAUGCCAGGUAUCUUGCUGUCCAUCAACAGGUUUUAUGCGAACCAUGAGAUUCUCGCCCACGCCGGCAGCAAUAACCUCAUUCUUCAGCGACGACAUAAGCCGCGCAUCGAGAACAGAAUGGAACAGCACUGACUGGCUUCCAGCAACUCGACGCUGGAAUCUCUCUGGCUGAUUCUUCUUUUCAUGCAACACAUUGACCCAGAAACCGCGCUUCUCCCAGCAGCGAUCCAGGUACGUUGCACGAUCUGCAAUAGAACUCCAGCGAGUCCCUGAGUCUGUAGCUAUAUGCAGGGAGGGGAACCGGGUCUUGACGAAGGUACGCCAGCCAUCUUGGCGUAUGAGACUCUGGAGAUGCUUCGUCAAGGCGGAAACGUGAGCUACGUCACGAGCUGUGUCGAGAUGCUCGACAAUAUCGAGAACAAUAUCAUCUGGAAGACUUGCCAGAGAUGUUCCAUCCAUCAUAGUUUCAUUUCGCCCGAGACUUUUUAUGUGGUUAUGAAGUGAUGCAGUUUUACCCUGAUCUGGCUUGUAGCAGUAUUUUCGGGUUUAUCGAGUUUUGAAGUUUGUCUUUAACUGAUAUAAACAGAUUGAGUGAUCUUGAUUCUGUUCUAGUUCGGUUUUAUAACAUGAAAGAUUUUGAAUGAGGAAGAGGAAAAAAAGC
Molecule: messenger RNA, 3438 nt
Organism: Fusarium odoratissimum NRRL 54006
Lineage: Eukaryota; Fungi; Ascomycota; Sordariomycetes; Hypocreales; Nectriaceae
Product: enoyl-[acyl-carrier protein] reductase I
Exons: 3
Coding region: 217-1209 (330 amino acids)
Molecular function (GO): nitronate monooxygenase activity
Source: RefSeq, a predicted model, not a curated record